This is a messenger RNA of Nycticebus coucang (slow loris), 6005 nucleotides long. It is a transcript of the gene IKZF3, whose product is annotated as IKAROS family zinc finger 3. The transcript has 8 exons. Gene Ontology annotation, biological process: regulation of transcription by RNA polymerase II. The coding region runs from base 160 to 1689 and encodes 509 amino acids. The record is from RefSeq and is a predicted model, not a curated record. Gene Ontology annotation, molecular function: RNA polymerase II cis-regulatory region sequence-specific DNA binding; DNA-binding transcription factor activity. Lineage: Eukaryota; Metazoa; Chordata; Mammalia; Primates; Lorisidae. Gene Ontology annotation, cellular component: nucleus.
UAUCCCUUUCUUGCAAUCUGCGCCGACGCGGCGGCCGGAUCCCGGGGACUCCCCGCGCCGGGAAUCUCCCGCCAGCUGCGCGCCGCGUCCCGGCGACGGCAGGAGCACGUGGAGAGGCCGGGUAGCCUCAGUGGCAGCUCCAGCCCGGACCGGGGCGACAUGGAAGAUAUACAACCAAAUGUGGAUCUGAAAAGCACUCAGGAGCAGGCUGUACCCACAGAAAGUCCAGAAGAUUUGAAUGACUACAAUUUAACCAAACGUCAUGAAAUAGAAAAUGUGGACAGUGCAGAAGCCCCAACCAAUGACGAUGAAGAUAUAGGAGAUGAUUCGAUGAAAGUGAAAGAUGAAUACAGUGAAAGAGAUGAGAGUGUUUUAAAGGCAGAACCCAUGGGAAAUGCAGAAGAGCCUGACAUUCCGUACAGCUAUUCAAGAGAAUAUAAUGAAUAUGAAAACGUUAAGUUGGAGAGACAUACUGUCUCCUGUGACAGUGGCAGGCCAACCAGUGGAAAGAUGAACUGCGAUGUGUGUGGAUUAUCCUGCAUUAGCUUCAAUGUCUUAAUGGUUCAUAAGCGGAGCCAUACUGGUGAACGCCCGUUCCAGUGUAAUCAGUGCGGGGCAUCUUUUACUCAGAAAGGUAACCUCCUCCGCCACAUUAAACUGCACACAGGGGAAAAACCUUUUAAGUGUCACCUCUGCAACUAUGCGUGCCAGAGACGAGAUGCACUCACGGGGCAUCUUAGAACACAUUCUGUUGAGAAACCCUACAAAUGUGAGUUUUGCGGAAGGAGUUACAAGCAGAGAAGUUCCCUUGAGGAGCACAAGGAGCGAUGCCGCACUUUUCUUUCAAGCACUGACUUGGGGGACACUGCAAGUGCGGAGGCAAGACACAUCAAAGCAGAGAUGGGAAGUGAAAGAGCUCUCGUUCUGGACAGAUUAGCAAGCAAUGUGGCAAAACGAAAAAGCUCAAUGCCUCAGAAAUUCAUUGGUGAGAAGCGCCACUGCUUUGAUGUCAACUAUAAUUCCAGCUAUAUGUAUGACAAAGAGAGUGAGCUCAUCCAGACCCGGAUGAUGGACCAAGCCAUCAAUAACGCCAUCAGCUAUCUGGGCGCCGAAGCCCUGCGCCCGUUAGUCCAGACCCCGCCUGCCCCCACCUCCGAGAUGGUUCCAGUCAUCAGCAGCAUGUAUCCCAUAGCCCUCACCCGGGCUGAGAUGCCGAAUGGUGCCCCUCAGGAGAUUGAAAAGAAGGGCAUCCACCUUGCAGAGAAGAGUGUGCCUUCUGAAAGAGGCCUCUCGCCCAACAACAGUGGCCACGACUCCACAGACACGGACAGCAACCACGAAGAACGCCAGAACCACAUCUAUCAGCAGAAUCACUUGGCCCUUCCCCGCGCCCGCAACGGCAUGCCACUUCUGAAGGAGGUCCCUCGUUCUUACGAACUCCUCAAGCCCCCACCCAUCUGCCCGAGAGACUCCAUCAGAGUGAUCAACAAAGAGGGGGAGGUGAUGGAUGUGUAUCGGUGUGACCACUGUCGCGUCCUCUUCCUGGAUUAUGUGAUGUUCACUAUUCACAUGGGCUGCCACGGCUUUCGUGACCCUUUUGAGUGUAACAUGUGUGGAUAUCGAAGCCAUGAUCGCUAUGAGUUCUCAUCUCACAUAGCCAGAGGAGAGCACAGAGCCAUGCUGAAGUGAAUAUGUCAUCCCAAAGAUUGUCCCAGUAACCCCACCUCACAGAUUGCUCUCAAAACACGCUCCACGUGCUCCAAGCUCCUUUUCGAAGCAUUUUUAGUAUCCAAAGCAUCGCGUUUACAUGGGUAGCCAGAGAAACACUUGUCUUCAUUCAGAAAUUAUUUGUAGAUCAACCAGGUUAUUACUUUUGAAGAACCUUUGUUUUCCCAUCAAGGACUUAAAUUGUAUGGAAUUUAAAAGUCAAAGAAGUAUUUGGUUAUUAUUCUGCAUCAACAGAAUAGGCAGCCAUUGAAGUUUGUUGCCAGUCAGAACAGCUCCCCAGCUGUGCUGCAAGAAACGUUCUUUCUGAGACACAUAAGCUGUAUGUGAAGAAGCUUUUUGGUCAUAUGCCCAAAUCCACAAAGAGGAAGAACUGACUAGCUGACCCUGCUGGGAAGCCUUGAUCUUUUCCACUUAACACAGGCAGAGGGGUUAGGAUAUAAUCUCCCCACACCAAAUAGAGUCUAAGAGUAAGAAAAAGAACAGCCAUAAAAUAAGUAUUUGUUCCAAGUAACCAAAGAUCCCUUUCUCCAUCAAUUUCACUACCUGUCAAAUAAUAGUAAUAGUAACAAGCCAUCUGAUCACAGUUCUGCUCCUACCCUCUGCCCUUCCAUCUCCAGUGAAAAGCUGAGCUACUUCGAGCUGAACCAUGUGUCUACAGGAGAAAUUCUGUAUUGAUGGUUUUAAACCUAAACCAUCACUGAAACUCCAAGAAGUUGUCCACUGUGCCAUCCCUUUCUUUUAAUCAAGAUUGGUUGAGCAGGGGUCUGAGGAGGGAAAUGAUUUGGCAGCACCAAUAGAAAAAAAAAGAAAGGGGCGGCGCCUGUGGCUCAGUCAGUAAGGCGCAGGCCCCAUAUACUGAGGGUGGUGGGUUCAAACCCGGCCCCGGCCAAACUGCAACCAAAAAAUAGCCGGGUGUUGUGGCGGGCGCCUGUAGUCCCAGCUACUCGGGAGGCUGAGGCAAGAGAAUCGCUUAAGCCCAGGAGUUGGAGGUUGCUGUGAGCUGUGUGAGGCCACGGCACUCUACCGAGGGCCAUAAAGUGACACUCUGUCUCUACAAAAAAAAAAAAAAAAAGAAAGAAAGAAAGAAAAGAAAAGAAGUAUAACCACCUAAGGUGUUGGUCUUCUUUAUGGAACUUUGGUGGUACAGACCCUAAGCAAAUAUGCCAGUGAUUUUUUUUCCACAAAAUGUUAUCAAAGAAUCUCAAAAGUACAGCUUAGCCUCCCCUUCCCCACGGAGGAGGAAUCAAGGAGAGACGCUGUGUGUUAUUGUUUCAUCAGAACCAAGCUUCAGGAUGGGGUGAGAAACGGGGCAUCUCCACUGAUGGGUUCUCCUUGGUCAGGCUCCCAUUUAAACAGCGCUACUUGGGGCGAGGCCUGUGGCUCAGUGAGUAGGGUGCUGGCCCCAUAUACCGAGGGUGGCGGGUUCAAACCCGGCCCCGGCCAAACUGCAACAAAAAAAUGCUGGGCGUUGUGGCAGGUGCCUAUAGUCCCAGCUACUCGGGAGGCUGAGGCAAGGGAAUCGCCUAAGCCCAAGAGCUGGAGGUUGCUGUGAGCUAUGACGCCACGGCACUCUCCCGAGGGUGAUGGAGUGAAACUCUGUCUCUAAAAAAAUAAAUAAACAGAGCUACUAUUUUCCACAAAAAUUCCUGAAAGUCUGAUAAUCUAGAUUCUGCAGAUGUAUCGGUCACCUUUGUCACUAAUAAUGGGGACAUACUAUCCAGGAGGAAUGCUGUGAUCAUUGUAAAAUGAACACUGGAAGAGAGGUGACAAAAUCUGUUGGCUAGUUCCGUAUUUGCCACUAAUUAGCUGUGUGACUUUGAGCCAAUCGUUUUAACUCUUAAAACUCAGUUUCCUCCUCCAUAAACUAAGAAUUGGAUUUAAGACCUUUUCUAAGGUCCUUGCCAAUCUAAAAUUUUCAUGUGAAUAUGCAGUAGUCACAAGUUAUUUUUUAAACCUCUUGAUGUGUGGAUAUUAAACAGAGGAGCAUAUAUAUAAGAAUACGUUUCACAUUUCUUUGGUGUGAAAAUGGCAAGGUGUUAAGUUUUUCCUUUAACCACUGAGUUGUGAAUGUAAAAGAAGAUGGUGGGGAGGAACAAAAAACAGGAAGGUAUUUUGGUCUUGCCCCAAAGUGUAUUUUUUUUUUUCUUUUUAAGAACUUGUGUUAGGGAAAAUAAAUUCUGCUUCCAUGGACAACUUCGUGAGCCUAUUUACAAAUUAAGAGGCAGCUUUGUGAACAUCUCUACCAGAGCCAAGAAUCCCAAAUUCCUAGUAGAUUAGCGUUUUCUUUCUAAAGGGUUUAUGCAUUCGGCUCAAACUCAACUUGUCUGUGUGCUGCCAGUAAUUAAAAUGUUCCACCUCAGACUGCACAAAUGGCUUAUCCUUUGUAGCAUGGCGUCUGUCUCAGGAAAAAAAAAAAAAAAAGGUUUUAUGAAAUUCCAUGGCAACAGUCCCAACAUGUUUGAGAUCUCAACUAAAGGACUAGAUGUAUUUUGGUGUGUAGUCUUCAGUAUAUCACUGUAUUUCCAUAAUACUAGACUCUAAGUUAUGCCAGAUUGCUUACACCCAUUGUGAAAGAGGAGUUGCUCAUUAUAUCCUUGAAAUAUCACACAUCCUGUUGACUCCCUGAGGGACAAGACAAAGAUUUUAGAAGUAGGGAUUAGUAGGAGAGAAAGGUAGGGAAAGAGAGCCUUUCCACUGGAUUAGUGUUAAAGUCUUAGCUGAACAGAGCAACUUUUGCAUCUCAAAAUGGUGCAACUGAGGUCCAUUCCACCAACAAAGAAUUCUAAGAAUUUAUACAUUCUUAAGUCUUGAAGUUGAACCAGGAACAAAUGGUUGCCACCACACAGGUAAACACUUCUUUCUGUACAUACUCCUUAGGCUCUAAUGAUCCCUGCCCCACUUGCUGGGAGCAGGGGGUAAUGAAGAGAGAGAAUGCCUAAUAAGAAGGCUGAGUCAGAUUUGCACCUGCCACUGCUGGGCCGUGAAAUCCUCCUAUAGCAGCUUCAGGCAGUAUCUUCACAUUCUCACGCAGACUCCUUCUGAACAUGACCUCUGUAGAUCUCGAUUUCACUUCCCACCAACUCCCUUACCAGGCAGGCCUUGCACCUCACACCCAGCAGGCCACAACCUGAGGAACAGGAAAAUUCCCUUCCAGCCAAGGUAACAGAAUGGGGGUGAGGGAAGAAAAGAAAUAGUUUUUUGUUUGUUUUGUUGGUUUAUUUAUAGAUGAGAUUUCCCUGUGCUGCCCAGGCUGGCCUGCAACUCCUGGGCUCGAGCAAUCCUCCCACUCAGCUUACCAAGUAGCUGAGUUUAUAGGUGUGUGCCACUGAGCCAGCCCUCCAAUCAGGAUUUCCUAUCAGGAUUUGAAGCACGGCAAAUCUUAGUUCCUGCUGAGAGAAAAAUAAAGGAAAAUGUCUUAGUGUUAGACUCCAUCACCACCAGAAAAAAAUAUAUACAUCGAUAAAUCUACCAGUCUUUAGAUUCCUAAAAUUAUCCUCCCAAAAAGUCUUGGCACAGAGAAGCCAUCUAAUUUUAUGCUUUGUUAGCUAUUCUGAGAUGUUCCUGACACAGCUUCUGACUUUGUCAGUGAUAAUAUUUAUCACCUAUGGGGGAGGGGCUGUUUUUUAUUUUUAUUUUUGAGAUAGUGUCUCACCGUGUCAGCUGGGCUAGCGGGCAGUGGCAUCAUGAUAACUCACUGCAGCCCCAAUCUCCUGGGCUCACCCAAUCCUCCCACCUUGGCUUCCCAAAGUACUAGGAUUACAGGCAGGUGUCGCUGCUCAGCCAAAACAUAUUGCCUUUUAAACGCAGCACUUCACAUGUUGGUAGGCCCCCACUUAACAGGGGCCCAGAUAUAAAAUGACCUUGCAUUUAUUUUGCAAAGAAAAAUAUUUAAAAAUACAAAAUUUUACUCAAACACUGUUAUUAUCAAAGCUCACAAAGUUUUUCCAAGUAGGAUCUGUACCACCAUUAUUCUCCUCCGCUUCCCACCCCACCCCACUGCUGAAUGUGAGGUUUAGAAAGUUUUAAAGGAAAAAGCAGUAUUUUGUUAUAUACCACAUCACAGGUGGUAAGACCACAAUGGAAACGUUUCUUUAAAGUUGUAACUUUAAAGUGUACCCCACCGAGAAGAGGUAUGUUGGUCUCUAAUGGAGAUUUGGAAACUCUGGGACACUCGAGAUUUAUGAAAGAGCUUGGACAUCUUUGGGGACUCAAAAGACUCAGAGUUAGGACUUGUGAGCCCAAGAAGAGAAAAGGGGAGUGGUGAAAAUUUUGUUCUA